Messenger RNA from Anisakis simplex (herring worm), 780 nucleotides. The record is from the annotation of a GenBank genome assembly. NCBI's taxonomy places the organism in Eukaryota, Metazoa, Nematoda, Chromadorea, Rhabditida, Anisakidae.
AUCAACAUACAUCCGGAUGCUGUCAGAGUGGCGUUAAUCACCUUCUCGGGCAAUCCAUUUGUACAUUUCAAAUUCAACGACUUCACGUAUGGUAAUAACACAGCGGUGAUUCGUCAUUUGAACACGUUACGUUCAAUCAAAGGCACAACAUCGACACAUUUGGCUCUACACGAAGCGUAUGAUCUGUUCACCAAUCGAGAUGGAGACAGCGGUGCACGAGAAGGGGUACCGAAACUAGCCAUUGUAUUGACCGACGGUCAUUCACAACGCUCUCCGAGAAAUCUUGCGCAACGUCUUAAAUCCGAAGGAGUUGAGAUUUUAGCCGUUUCGAUGACCCCAAGACCGUACGUAGAUGAGCGUGAACUGUUGGGCAUUACAGAAGAUGCAUCGAAAGUAUUCACUCCAUCCAAUGUUCAGGAUUUUGAGAAUGUGCUGUUAGGGUUUGUCGGCUUCGGUUGUCCAGGAAUGACGUUAGACCCAGAUGCGAAGCCGCGAGUUCGAGGCGCAACCGACGUAACAUGCGGACAAAAUUCGCUAACGUUCACCGUGAGAACACAAAAGCCAAUGACUGGUCUGAUGUAUGCACAGCUCUAUCAUGAUGAUUCUAAAUGCGUCAGGGUCACUGAUGGUAGCUCGAGAGAAAUUUCAAUUACGUUCGUCGAAGGAACCUGUGGCUUGUCGAAGACACCUUCUAAACGUCGAGAUGGUUACACGUACAACAUCACAGUGAUUCUCCAAUUCCAUCCACUUAUCAUCACACGUGCAGAUCAGGUAAGUGAU